Molecule: messenger RNA, 2121 nt
Organism: Camelus dromedarius (Arabian camel)
Lineage: Eukaryota; Metazoa; Chordata; Mammalia; Artiodactyla; Camelidae
Gene: NEIL1
Product: nei like DNA glycosylase 1
Exons: 10
Coding region: 736-1908 (390 amino acids)
Biological process (GO): base-excision repair
Cellular component (GO): nucleus
Molecular function (GO): DNA N-glycosylase activity; zinc ion binding; DNA-(apurinic or apyrimidinic site) endonuclease activity
Source: RefSeq, a predicted model, not a curated record
ACUGCCCCCAGCCACACACGCCUUCUUUCAGUGGGCCAGUCGCUCUCUGGCCUCCAGACCUUUGCACCGACUGUUCUUUCCGCCUGCCCUAUUGACUUGACCCCACUCUUUGCCAGAUGGCUCCUUCUGAGGUCUCAACCUAAAUGUCACCGCAGAGGGACCCUCCCCCACAUCGGAAGUGGGUUCCGCUUCUAGGCCCCCGCUUUUUGUUGCUUGGCCGCACUUCCCACUCGACAGGUGGUGAUGACGUUCUGUUUAUGCGUUCUGCCUGACUAUGCGUAGACACUUAGGGCCACCACCGGGUCCCCAAAGCCUGCAUUUAUCGCGCCCCUGUGCGCGCCCCGCGCACAGCUGCAGGCGCCUCUGCAUCGGGACGCUGCUGCUGUUUCCUGCUGGGAGCGUUGACCCUGUCCCGGACUAGCCAGGUGACUUCCCACAGCCACAGAGAGACAGCUGCAACCCCGGACCUCAGGCCUGACCCUGAUUCCGCCGGCGCCAAGCAGCAGGAAGCCAGGUUCUUCCGCUACCUCCCAGCCUUUCCCAUACCCCGGGCCCCCCAGCUCGGGGGCCCCCACAACCUGCCUGAGGAACUACACUUCCCAGCAGGCGCUGGAGCAGCGACCACAGGCCCCGGCGCGCUCUUAGGCGCCGCCCCGCCCCCGGCACUAAGCCCACAGUGGCUGCAGGCCGGCGGGAGCCGCGCGGGGCGCAGGGCCUGGCCACCCCUCCCACAGAAUGCCUGAGGGCCCUGAAUUGCACCUGGCGAGCCACUUUGUGAAUAAGGAAUGCCGGGGGCUGGUGUUCAGCGGGUGCGUGGAGAAGUCACCUGUCAGCCGCAACCCAGAGGUGCCCUUUGAGAGCAGUGCCUACCACAUCUCAGCCUUAGCCCGUGGCAAGGAGCUGCGCCUGACACUGAGCCCCCUGCCUGGGGCCCAGCCCCCACGGGAGCCACUGGCCCUUGUCUUCCGCUUCGGCAUGACUGGCUCCUUCCAGCUGGCCCCCAGCGACGUGCUGCCGCCCCACGCCCACCUGCGCUUUUACACAGCUCCAUCUGGCCCCCGACUCGCCCUCUGCUUUGUGGACAUCCGUCGCUUCGGCCACUGGGAGCUCGGGGGCGAGUGGCAGCCAGGCCGUGGGCCGUGUGUCUUGCUGGAGUAUGAGCAGUUCAGGGAGAACGUCUUACGAAACCUGGCAGACAAGGCCUUCGACCGGCCCAUUUGUGAGGCCCUCUUGGACCAGCGGUUCUUCAAUGGCAUUGGCAACUAUCUGCGGGCAGAGAUCCUGCACCGGCUGAGGAUACCCCCCUUCGAGAAGGCCCGCACGGUUCUGGAGGCACUGCAGCAGCGCAGGCUGAGCCCAGAGCUGACCCUGAGCCAGAAGAUUAAGGCCAAGCUGCAGAACCCAGACCUGUUGGAGCUGUGCCACUCAGUGCCUAAGGAAGUAGUCCAGCUGGGGGGCAAAGGCUACGGGCCGGAGAGCGGAGAGGAGGACUUUGCUGCCUUCCGAGCCUGGCUGCGGUGUUAUGGCAUGCCAGGCAUGAGCUCCCUGCGGGACCGGAAUGGCCGCACCAUCUGGUUCCAGGGGGAUCCUGGACCCCUGGCACCUAAAGGGGGCAAGUCCCGCAAGAAGAAAUCCAAGGGAGCACGGCAGGGUCCUGAGGACAGAGUGGAGGACCCUCCACCUCCAAACAAGUCCCCUUCAAAGACACGAAGGGCACGGAGAGGCCUUCCUGAGCAGACUACAGCCCAGCAACCCAAGGGGCCCAGCCUCCAACAGGACCCAGAAGCGCCCCCAGUCCCUGAGAAAGGGAAAAGGAGGAGACGACCAGCAACCUCAGGCCACCAUCGACCCCAAAAAGUCAAGGCUGACACCCCAUCCUUGGAGCCUGAGGGGACCUCGGCCUCUUAGCAGAAGGGAGGCUUGCUUGCAUCCACCCUUUCCCACUGCCUUGCCCUGGAUCUGGGAGCCUGUGUGGCUUCCUAGAAUUUGCAGGGGACUGGAUGCCCCUGGCCCUCUGGCUGUUUCCUGCACAACUAUUAUGUUUUAAAUUGUACCCCACCUUCUCCAUUUUUUAAGCCACGUGGAAAAUGCUGUAAUUUCCUAUAAACUGAUAAAGUUGAA